Benincasa hispida (wax gourd) is the source of this 1488-nucleotide messenger RNA. NCBI's taxonomy places the organism in Eukaryota, Viridiplantae, Streptophyta, Magnoliopsida, Cucurbitales, Cucurbitaceae. The record is from RefSeq and is a predicted model, not a curated record.
UUCUUCGGCUAUAAUAAUCUGUUUAAACUCAUCUCUGAAACCCCGACAACCACCAUGGCUCUGGUUCCGAAGACCACGAAAUUCCAUUUCACUCAUCCAAACCACCAUUUGCAAUUGCACCCCGACGACCACCAUGAUUACAUUUGCGACGGCUGCAAAACCUCCAGUUCAGGUACCCGCUUCCGAUGCCAUUCCUGCAAUUUCAAUCUCCAUGAAUACUGCGCCAAUUGCCCGGAGAAACUCAUCUCCUCCUCCAUCCACCACCAUCCCCUCACUCUCCUCCUCCGUAAGCCCGAUGGCGCUCGCCUCAACGACCGAAUUUGCGACAUUUGCCGGGACUCCGUCGACGGGCUGUUCUACUGGUGCAAAGACUGCGAUUUCAACGCCCACCCACUUUGCACCCGGCUCCCUAAAAGCCUCCGCCAUGUGAUUGACAGCCAACAUUUUUUGAACCUCCAAAAGCUGCCGUCCGGUGGCUGCGCCGUUUGUAAAAAGGAUUGUUCUUUUCUUUGGGAGUACGGAUCUGGGGUUUGUAGAGUUAAUAUUCAUCUUGAGUGUCUGUUGGAGCCGUACGAGUUGCCGCCGAGUCAACAGCCGAGUGGGGGAGGGAGAGGGACAACUACUUCUCGUGUAGUGCCGCCGCGGUGGGGAAGUUGGCCGCCUCCGUUUCCCGGCGGUGGUUUCAGUGGAUUGGUGGGUAUAAUUCUGGGUGGCAAUUUGGUAAUAGUUACGGUAAUUUUGGUAUGGGAGGGCAUUAUGGGAGUUAUGUCUACCCCGCCCCUUACGUCGUUCCCGAUUAGCUUCUGUGUAUCGUAAUUAUGGAGCGCCGCCGGUAUCGUCGAGAAGUGGGGGAAAGCUUGGGAAAUCAAUGUUUGCUCUGGUUGGUGGACUGACCGUUGAUGUGAUGUCUAGUGUUAUUUCUGGGUUUCCCGUUGACUUCCAAUCGGACUUCCAUUUUGAUUUCAGUUGGAUAAGGAUUGAAACUCCGAUGAUUAUUUAGAUAAGGGUGGUUUUAAAAGUUAAUUGGGAAAAAUGGAUGGUUUUGAACUUAUUUAGGAAAAAUUGGUGAUUUUUUUUGUCCCCAUCCAAGAGGCGUAAAGACUCACUCUAGUAUUUUAUUUUUAUCCCCGUAAGCCGCAUUUAAAAAAAAAAAAUUUAACCGGUCAUUCGAGAAUAUUUUAUUUAGUUUCUUUCCCCCGUACGCCACAUUAAUCGCACACAAUCACUUAGUAAACUAUGCAAUCGUUUAGUAAUUAUACACGACCAUACACAAUCGCUUAGUAAAUAAUCCACGACUGUUUAGUAAUUAUACAUGAUCGCACAUAAUCAUUUAGUAAAUUACUAUGCGAUCGUUUAGUACGAUCGUUUAAUACGUCAUUUGAGAAUGUUUUAUUUAGUAAAUUACUAUGCGAUCGUUUAGUAAAUUAUACACGAUCGUUUAGUAAAUUAUACAUGAUCGCUUAGUAAUUUAUACACGAUUGAUUAGUA